GUCACAAGUUCUCUAGCGCCGAUUUCGGCGUCUGAACCCAUUUCCUUCAUCUCUUCUAGGCCCUCCCCUUUUAAUGGGGAAGACAAAACCCAAAAAACCUAAAAAGAACCAGUCACCAAAAAAACCCGUUUCUCCGCAAAAGUCCACCUCACCACAAAGCACGAGUGAUGGUGGAGUCCCAUCCUCCGAACCACCGCAAACAAAUGACCAAUCGAUUAUCUCAGAGAAAAUUUUGGCCAUAAAUACUGUUUCAGAUCCGAUCACAGAAAAGGAGAUCCUAGAUCUAAACUCCAAAGUGGAUUCUGCGAAGGUGGUAGACAACACCAGACCAGACUCUCCAGGGAUGGUAGUCGCCACUGCUUCGUCCAAUUCUAUGCUAGCGAUGGUUGUUCCUGGAAACAACGACGCUGGUAACAGCUCCUCACCAGCUGCGGUAGAUACCUGGGUAAACCAUGUCAAAGGUACCUCGAAGCUGAUGAAGAAAAAGGGGACUGCUUUCACACUCGACUCGGGAGAGAUUUGCGUCCAAAUCCCUAACUCAGUCAUUGAGAAAAAUAAAAAGGAAUGGGAUUGUUUCAUUAUGGGCCAGUUUUACUCCGACCCUCCAGCUCACGGGACCAUCCACAACAUAGUUACUGGCAUUUGGAGCAAGCAUUUUAGAGAUAUUUUGGUAACUAAGAUGGAAGGUAACGCUUUCCUGUUCCGCAUUCCCAAUCCUCAUACCCGGAACCGUGUCCUCAACCAACGGCUAUGGCAAAUUGAGGGUCAAACAAUGUUCGUUGCUCAUUGGAGUCCCGGUGUGGUUCCGGUAAAACCUGAGUUAACCACGGCUCCAAUCUGGUUGGAACUACGCGAUGUGCCUUUCCAAUUCUUUAAUGAGGAAGGACUAGAACAUAUCGCAAGUUUAGUCGGCGACCCCAAAUUCCUCCACCCUACGACUGCAAAUAAAACGAACCUGGAAGUUGCAAAGGUCUUCACCAUAAUUGAUCCUCGAAAACCUCUACCAGAAGCUGUCAACGUUCAGUUCGUUUCAGGUGAGAUAAAAAGAGUAAGAGUCUCUAGUCCUUGGAUGCCACCAGUUUGCAGUUUUUGCAAGGCAAUUGGGCAUAGUCUGAAGCGUUGUCCCCAAGCUCCAAUCACUUGCCCAACCUGCAAUUCAACAUCCCACCUAAAGGAGUCCUGUCCUAAACUAAACCUGCCUGAUCCUGGUCCAAAGACGAAGAAAAGGCAACAUCGUAAUAGAUCCAGGACACCGCCAAGACCCUCUAAUCUUAUCUGGAGAGAAAUCAAAGCUUCGGACUCAUCCUUAGCACCUCAAGGUGUUGAAAAAUCUCCUGUUAAACCGCCCCACCUAUCAGUUCAGUCCACAUGAAUAAAGCUGGGACUUCUGCAUAAUAUGGAGGCGGGUGAAUCCAGCAAAAACCCAGGGAAAGAUGUCGUGACUGAGUUGUCUAAAACCAGUUUCGAGUUAGAUGCUCAGAAAUACCAGUCUUCUGGGGUGGAGGAGGAUUCCUCAGAUGUUUUAUCCUCAGAUUCUGCGGAGUUUGCAGAUCCUAGGAAAGAAGAUUUUUCAGAUUUUAAAGUAGUGUUGUCUAGGAGGUAACAGAAAAGUGCUAGAGGUAGGCACCUCAAACCCUGAUCCUUUUUCAUGUAUACAAACCUUUUUUGUUGGAACGUUCGCGACUUUAAUAUAUUUAGCCAUCGUAGCGGGUUCAAAAAAUGGCUCAAGGUAAAUAAGCCCAUUUUCGGAGGUCUUAUAGAGACGCAUGUCAAACAGCCGAAAAAUCAAAAGUUCAUAAAUGAGUUACUACCCGGCUGGUUUUUUGAGGAUAACUAUGGUUUUUCAGAUUUGGGUAAAAUAUGGGUGUUAUGGCACCCAAGUGUAAAAGUGGUGGUGCUAGCAAAGUCGCUGCAGAUGAUUACAUGUGAAGUGCUAUUACCAGAUGCUCAUCAGUGGAUAGUGGUUUCUGUUGUUUACGCUGCAAAUGAGGUUGAUACAAGGGUACACCUUUGGGAGGAUUUAAAACAACUGUCAGCUUCCCCGAUUAUCGGUAAUAGAGCGUGGUUGGUAUUGGGAGAUUUUAACCAAACCCUCCACCCCACAGACCAUUUCGAUCCUGUCACUCUGAAUGUGGAUAGAAGGACAAGAGAUUUCAGGGAAUGUUUACUGGAUGCUGAACUGUCAGACUUACGGUACCAAGGAAGCAAAUUUACUUGGUGGAACAAAAGCAAGACUAGACCGGUGGCAAAAAAGCUAGAUAGGGUCUUGGCGAAUGAGAGCUGGAGUUUAUGUUUCCCCUCUUCUUAUGAUGUGUUUGGAGCUCCUGAUUUUUCGGACCAUGCUGUGUGCGGAGUUAUUCCUUCAUCCACAGGAGAGAAAAUUAAAAGACCUUUCAAGUUUUUUAAUUUCUUCCUCCAAAAUACAGAUUUCAUUCAGGAAAUAGGAAUGCACUGGCUCUCUCUAAAUGUUACUGGCUCGGCUAUGUAUAGAGUCUCAAAGAAGCUUAAGAUCCUGAAAAAGGUAAUAAGAGAUUUCAGCAGAGCAAACUAUUCUGAACUUGAAAAGAGAGUAGCUGAGGCCCAUGAACUCAUGACCAACCUCCAAGAGCGAACCUUAGCAGAUCCCUCAAUUUCAAACGCUGAGUAGAAAUUGGAGGCACAGAGAAAAUGGAGUAUUCUAGCUAAAGCUGAAGAAUCAUUCUUAUGUCAAAGGUCUAGAGUGACAUGGAUGAGAGAAGGGGAUGGAAACAUGGCGUAUUUUCACAGGAUGGUAAAUUCUCGGAAGUCGAUCAAUCAUAUCCAUUACCUCCUGGAUGAUGCGGGAAACAUGAUAGACUCGCACCAGGGUAUUACUAACCAUUGUGUUGGCUACUUUAAGAACCUAUUAGGUAGAGAAGAAAACCCUGCAAUGUUUGUGCAGAGCGAUUUGGAGCUCCUUCUGCCCUAUAAAUGCUCACAAGAUCAGAUCUCUAAUUUGGAGAAACCUUUUUCAAACCAAGAGAUCAAAGCAGCUUUUCUCUCGCUCCCUAGAAAUAAGACAAGUGGCCCAAACGGCUAUUCUGCGGAAUUUUUUUGUGGGAUGCUGGAACUAUAUUGGAGCUGAGGUUACUGAGGCGGUUGCUGAAUUCUUUCAAUCAGGCCGCCUGCUAGAGCAAGGGAACGCCACCUCUUUAAUCCUUAUCCCAAAGAUCACUAAUGCAACUCAGCCUUCGGAUUUUAGGCCAAUCUCUUGUCUCAAUACUGUGUACAAGGUGAUAGCCAAACUCCUUGCGACCAGACUCCAAAGUUUGCUUGUCCAUGUCAUAUCCUCCUCCCAAUCUGCUUUCCUCCUUGGGAGGUUGCUAGCUGAGAAUGUUCUGUUAGCCACUGAAAUUGUACACGUCUACAACAAAAGCAACAUUGACCCUAGCGCUAUGUUAAAAGUGGAUCUCCGGAAAGCUUUUGAUUCGGUUAGAUGGGAUUUCAUCCUCUCCGUGAUGAAGGCAAUCGCUAGUCCUGAUAAAUUCAUAAACUGGAUCCAUCAAUGCAUUGCCACCCCUUCCUUCUCUGUCUCAGUGAAUGGCGCCUCAGGGGGUUUCUUCAAGAGUUCUAAAGGACUCAGACAGGGAGAUCCGCUAUCCCCCUAUUUAUUUGUCCUUGCAAUGGAGGUUUUUUCCAAACUGCUGCAAUCCCGGUUUGAUGCAGGGUAUAUCCAUUAUCACCCGCAAACCUCUGAUCUCUCCUUAUCGCACCUCAUGUUCGCAAAUGACAUUAUGAUAUUUUUUGACGGAGGAAGUUCUUCACUCCACGGAGUAGUUGAGGCUCUUGAUGAUUUCACGUCGUGGUCUGGUCUGAAGGUAAACAGAGACAAAUCCCACCUUUUCCUAGCAGGUGUCGUUCAGUAUGAGAAGGAUACAAUGCUGAGAUACGACUUCCCUAUUGGUACCCUCCCCAUUAGAUAUUUAGGCCUGCCUUUAAUGCAUAGAAAGCUGAAAAUAUCUGAGUAUGCGCCUCUGCUAGAUAAAAUCUCUGCAAGAUUCAGAUCUUGGGCUGUUAAGUCUCUCUCUCAUGCGGGUCGAGUUCAGUUGAUCUCUUCAGUCAUAAAUGGAACGGUAAAUUUUUGGAUUUCCACUUUUUUAUUGCCUAAAGGUUGCCUUAAGAGGAUUGAAGCUUCUGCUCUCGUUUCUUGUGGUCUGGUAACAUCGAUAUUCGCAAAACCGCCAAGGUCUCGUGGGAAGGUUUGUGUCUGCCUAAGGAUGAAGGUGGUGUGGGUCUUAGGCGUUUCUCAGAAUGGAACAAAGCCCUAUGUCUGAGAUUUUUUUGGCUCCUGUUUGCAAACGAUGAUUCCCUUUGGGCAGCUUGGCACAAACAAAUUCACCUUAGAAACAGAUCCUUCUGGUCCAUCGAACCAAGUCCUCACGACUCUUGGACCUGGAAAAUGUUACUCUCCCUAAGACCUCUUGCAGAACAAUUCCUGAUAAGCUCGGUGGGUAAUGGACUCAAAACUUUCUUCUGGUUUGACAAUUGGACCCCCUAGGUCCUCUUAUCAAAUUUAUUGGUGAGGAUGGCCCUCGAAUCCUCUGUAUCCCCAGGACAGAAAAAGUGGCCGAAGCUUGUUCCAGCUCGGGUUGGAGGUUACCUCCCCCUAGGUCCGAUAAUGUUGUCUCACUUCAUGUGCAUCUCACCACAAUCGAGCUCCCAGGUCCCAAUUCAGGUGAUGAUCAAUUUAACUGGAUAGCAAAUGAUGUGAUUUGUUAAGGUUUCUCCUCCGCAAGGACUUGGGAAGAUUUGCGUCCACGACGGCCUAAGCAGAGCUGGUCAGCCUCCAUCUGGUUCAAAGGUGAGGUCCCUAAACAUGCUUUCAACAUGUGGAUCAGUCAGCUCAACAGGUUGCCAACAAGGGAAAGACUAGCUUCUUGGGGAAUCUCUCCCACCUCUGACUGAUGUCUUUGCUCCGUAAUGAUCGAGUCCAGGGAUCACCUACUGCUCAAUUGUGUUUUUGCUCAAGAAAUCUGGAAAUCUAUCUUUUCAAGAUUGGGCCGUUCCCAGCAUACGCCCAGAUCAUGGGCAGAGCUCCUCUCUUGGACGCGAUGCACCUCCCCAAGAGCUCCUACAACCCUAAGGAAGCUUGUAGCUCAUGCGAAAGUUUAUCACAUCUGGAAGCAACAUAACAACGUCCUUCAUAAUUCGAACUCAAUUCUGCCACUGAUUGUGUUCAAGUGUAUUGACCAAGACAUCCAUAACAUCAUCCCUGCUAGAAAACACAAGAAGCUUUUUCGACUGUUGAUGCUCCUAUGGUUGGAGUAGGUUCACCUAUAUUGUACCCAAAUCCUUUUGUUACCUUGUUUCUAUUCUUUUUUGCCAAGGUGACAUAGAUAUUAUAGACUUGGCCCAGUAGCUCAUGACUCAUGAAUCUCACCGUUUCAUAUAUAUAUGCUGCUUAUGUGAUGCGCUUGUGAAAUCCUCCAACAUAUAUUUGCCCAACUCAGCAAUCGUGAUUUUGCCUGUCAAGUUCCCACAGUUCUUCACCGGAAGAAGAUCAUAUAUGAACCCUCAUUCCAAUGUUAGCGUUAUAAGUACCAGAAGAGCUUCGUGUGCCCUUUGAGACUUGGUUCCAUUUUCCAUGAAGACUUGGUACCAUUUUGCAUAACCCAGCAAAAGAUAAUCAACUUAGCUUAUUAAAGAAAAAGCUGCUCAAGAGAAGGCUGCCAAAGAGGAUCCAAAAACAAAUAAAAAGAGACACUUGAACGUGGUGUUUAUUGGGCAUGUCG
Camelina sativa (false flax) is the source of this 5750-nucleotide messenger RNA. The record is from RefSeq and is a predicted model, not a curated record. NCBI's taxonomy places the organism in Eukaryota, Viridiplantae, Streptophyta, Magnoliopsida, Brassicales, Brassicaceae.